AUGAGUGUAAGAAAUGAAGAAAACACUCAGGCAGAGAAUCACGGCGGAGUAGAGGAGCAAAAGCCACCGGAGAGAAGAUGGCGAUUCAAUUCUCCUCUAGCUCAAGUGAGCUUAAUGGGCUUCGUCUGUUUCUGCUGUCCAGGAAUGUUCAACGCUCUCUCCGGCAUGGGAGGCGGUGGUCAAAUCGACCCAACCGCCUCUAACAACGCCAACACCGCCGUUUACACCGCUUUCACCGUUUUCGGCGUCCUAGGCGGCGCGUUCUACAACGUCCUCGGUCCACGGCUCACGUUAGCCGCGGGAUGCUCAACUUACGUGCUCUACGCCGGAUCUUUCCUCUACUACAACCAUCACCACCACCAAGCCUUCGCGAUCGUCGCCGGAGCUCUACUCGGUUGCGGCGCGGGACUUCUCUGGGCCGGAGAAGGAGCGGUGAUGACGUCGUACCCUCCUCCGCAUCGGAAAGGCACUUACAUCGCCUUGUUCUGGAGCAUCUUCAAUCUCGGCGGUGUAAUCGGCGGGUUGAUCCCGUUUAUCCUCAACUACAACCGUAGCUCCGCCGCAUCAGUCAACGACGGAACGUACAUCGCGUUCAUGUGUUUCAUGUCCGCCGGAGUUCUCCUCUCGCUCGGAAUCCUCCCGGCGACCUCCGUGAUCCGCGACGACGGAUCCAAAUGCUCCGCGGUGAAAUACUCCCGUCCGUCGACCGAAUUCGCCGCCGUGCUCCGUCUGUUCCUCGACCGGAAAAUGCUCCUCAUCGUUCCAGCAGCUUGGGCCAGCAACUUCUUCUACAGCUACCAAUUCAACAACGUGAAUGGACUUCUCUUCAACCUGAGAACCAGAGGAUUCAACAACGUCUUCUACUGGGGAGCUCAGAUGGCCGGUUCGAUCGCAAUCGGCUACGUGAUGGAUUUCAGCUUCAAAAGCCGGAGAGCAAGAGGAUUCGCCGGAAUAUCCAUAGUCGCGGUGAUUGGAACCGUGAUUUGGGCCGGAGGAUUGGCGAAUCAGCACGGUUACUCGUUUGGCAAUCUACCGGAGAAGAAACUUGAUUACAAAGAUUCAGGGAAAGCAUUCGCCGGACCUUUCGUGCUGUAUAUGAGCUACGGGUUGUUGGAUGCGAUGUAUCAGAGUAUGGUUUAUUGGUUAAUCGGAGCACUCGCCGAUGACUCGCAGACGUUGAGUAGAUACAGUGGAUUCUACAAAGGAGUGCAGAGUGCAGGAGCUGCAGUGGCUUGGCAAGUAGAUACACGUAAGGUUCCGUUAAUGUCGCAGCUUGUUGUAAAUUGGUCACUCACUAGUGUGAGCUAUCCUCUGCUGGUUCUUCUUGUGUACUUGUAUGUUAAAGACCAAGAUAAUGAUGAUGGUGGUGGUGCCAAGAUUUAG
Microthlaspi erraticum is the source of this 1383-nucleotide messenger RNA. The record is from the annotation of a GenBank genome assembly. NCBI's taxonomy places the organism in Eukaryota, Viridiplantae, Streptophyta, Magnoliopsida, Brassicales, Brassicaceae.